AUCAAUACAGUGAUGAACACAUACAGAUCCAGAAGCAGUUUACCUUCCCGUGUUUUGGGGCUAUACUUUGCCGAUGCUGUCCACAUCUCCAGUCAGUUUGUUUGCACUUCCAAGUAUUUUUUUUUACAGUUCUCUUUUUCAAAACUCUCCCCAUACUAGAGUAAAAUUGGAACGUCAUACAAAUUCAUUAGAAACUGGAGAAAACUAAAAGAAAAUGAUGUAAAAUGAGAGAGUGCAAACAGAUGUGAUAUGAACAUAUGUAAUCAGAAUUUUCCAGUGUUCCCUAAUUACCUGUCCAAAUUUGUAAUAUCAGCACAUUUAAAACAUCUCAUAUUUACAAUGACCUUUUUAAAAAAAAUGUCUAGAACUCCCUCCAAAAUUUCUGAUUCUGGUCGUCUGCAUCUAAGUUCUUCAGCUAGAAACAAGCAUUGGUUGAAACUCCAUGCCUUACUCGAGGACACAAAACAUGACUAAAGCAACACUGGAUUUAAACCACAUAUUCAGGUCAGGUACUGUCUACCUGCAACGGUCAGUGUGCAGACACGCUGAAGAAAACCUGUUACCUUGAAACAUUCAAGACUCAGGGACAGUGAACACAAUGAGUGUGUCCCCCUAAGCUGAUUAUCAACCAAUAGGAUUCCAGAACCUUCCAUCGCCCAUCUCUCCGGUCAUUUAAAUACUAUCAGUGAGGGCCAUGAUGACUGGAUGGAGCAGAGUGUUUGAAAACAGCUCCUCAGUGCCACAAGAUGUUUUCCUUACAGCCUUAGCACUGUGGAGUGGAAUAAACUUGGAUUACAGGAUUUUUGUUGUUGGAGAGUUUGAAACAGAGGCUUUUGCUCCAUCUUUGAAGGGGCAGACUUGAGAUUGCUUUUAACUCCGUGGAGAGAGAGAGACAACACAGAGACAUAGACAACCGAACAUGGCGACUGAAUCUCUCAACACUAGCUAUGCCAGUACCUGCAAUUGCAACCACACGGACAUGAGGGUGCUGGUGGCCAACAACUACCACCCAGUCUCCAACCAUGUCAGCCCAAAUCACAUCAGUAUCGGCAACAUCAGCAACAGCACCAGCUCUUCCCAGAUGAUGAAGCGACGCACCCGGCUGGUAGAGAAGGACGGCAGGUGCAACAUCCAGUACGAGAACAUGUCCAAAGGCCGAUGGUGUAAGAUCAUCAAGGACAUCUUCACCAGCACCGUUGACAUGCCCUGGCGCUACAACAUCCUUAUGGUUGUUGUGGGUUUCCUGGCAAGCUGGCUGCUGUUUGCUGCAAUCUAUUACGGAAUCGCAUUAGGAAGAGGAGACCUCGAUCAUCUUUAUGACCCCGAGUGGAAGCCUUGCUUCAGACACUUUGAAAACUUCAAAUCGGCACUCUUGUACAGUAUUGAGGCACAGACGACAAUCGGGUUUGGGUAUCGCAGCCCCACUGAACAGUGUGGGGAAGUCCUCUUCUUCCUUAUCCUGCACACCCUCUGGGCAAACUUCAUUGAAGCGUUUAUCAUUGGCAGCUUCAUUGCCAAGGUAUCCAGGCCCAAAGCCAGGGCCAAGACGCUCCAGUUCAGCCACUACGCCUGCAUGACCAAACUUGAUGGCAAGAUGUGUUUCACCUUCCGCGUUGGGGACCUGCGGCAAAAUUCUCAUAUUGUUGAGGGUCACAUGAGGCUGCAGAUGGUCCGUCACUAUCUGACCCAAGAGGGCAAUGUCAUCCCCUACAAAUUCCUGGAUUUAAAUAUUGGGCAUGAAAUUGGCAUUGAUCGCCUAUUCCUGGUCUGGCCACUUCAAAUUGUUCAUGUCAUUGAUGACAAAAGUCCCCUCUACAGCAUCUCCCGAGAUCAUCUUCGGCACAUGGAUUUUGAAAUCAUCGCCAUCCUGGAAGGCAUCGUAGAGGCUACGGGCACUACCACCCAGGCCAGAACUUCUUAUCUCCCAGACGAGAUCAUGUGGGGCUUCCACUUUGAAAACAUGGUGGACGUGCGGGAAGACUGCCACUUUGUGGACAUGAAGCGGUUCCACAUGAUGCGGGAAUUGGAGGACUUCUCAAGAUGUAGUGCCAAGGAGAUAGACGAGAUGAAAGAGGCGGAAGAUAGGGAGGUGGACAGGGAUAGUGUCUGGACAUCGAGGAGGAACAGUGGGAUUAUCAGAAGGUCAUCGCCGAUCCUCAGAGAUGAGGAUAACAUUGAGUCUCGCAUCUAAUAAAAGCUUCCAGAUACUUUGACUGAAUAUAUAUGUUGGACUUUUCAUGGGUGUCUGCAGCGAGAAGCCAAGGACAGUAAACCGUGAAGAAAAAUGGCUGACACCACAGAAGAGAAUAAUAGGCUGAAAAGAAUAAAAAAGCAAAGCUCAUUGUGCAUUUGUAAGAAGUGCCUCGUUAUGUAAAGUUACUUGCAAAGAGUACAUGUACUACUGUAACAUAAGAAACCUAAUGUAGUAUUUAUACAAGAAAGAUUGUAAAACCUUAUUUUACCAAUUGUGACCGCCUGUUUUUGUAUAUCUUUUGUUUCCUGUCUCACUGAAAUACUCUCUAAAUGUUUUGGGGACAGGUGAAAUACAGCAUUAUUUUGCUACGAUUGGGAGUUUAAAAAAAACACUGCUGGGUGCUGGUUGCUGUGUGUUUAUGUAGACUAGAUCAGAGUUUGAACUCAAUUUGUCAUUUUACUGCAUACACCAUGAGGACUUUUCGUCAACAAAUGACCAAAUAUGUAACUUGUACAAAAAUUUCCAGAAAACGAACGUCACGAAACUCAGAGAGCUCAAGUGAAUGCUGCUGUUAAGCUCACGAAGCUGUUUUGUUGGCAGUCGUGUGGAAGUUGAAUAGAAAAGAUAAGUGUGAGGGCUGGGGUGCAAGGUUAACUGGAUCAACAGUUGGCAUUCUUCAGACUUGAUCCAUGCAUGGGAGCAACCUUGAUGGUGAAGACAAAGACUGCUUGAGUAUUGAAGGACUCUUGCCCAAUACAUGCUGGGAAAUUAGCAAAUAAGUGACAAGCCAACUGUGAAUUUUACAAAACGAUUUGUGCCCUGUUCCAAUCAAUUCCGGACAAAGUAGCACCUAACAAAAAUGUUUAUGAAUAGAAUGGGCAAUAGGGACAGAAAUCCAUUCUCGGGAUUAUAAAGAACUGUAAAUAAUGCAAAUUUUAAAUUAUUGGAAUUAAAGCAACUGGAAAACUCGAAAUACAAAAACUUCAAUUUUGUUUCUCAGUUUACCAGAGUUCAUGGGAAAAGGUCAAAUUCUUUUACGAAUGAUACACGAAAGUGUCAAGCUCCUUUGACUACAAAGUCUUAUUCAAAUUUACAAAUGACACUCUGCAUGUGAUGGAUAACAACAUUUAUAUGACGGGUUUUAACCUGUAGUGGUAUAGUUAUAUACAUGUAAUACACAGCAACACAGAUUCUAGAUGUAAAUACUAUCACCUUCAGAGAAACAUUGCAAGCUUACUAAAACGGAGCUUAGGGCGUCUGAUUUUUCAAGGUACUGUCUGUAUGUAUGAGUAAAAUAUGAUUACAACUAAUCUCAUAAGUUCUGAAGUCUUACCACUAUGCUGUAGUGUUUUUCUAGUAACUAACUUGCUUGCAUUUUUUUGGAGCAGAUGUAUCAAGCACCGACCUCAAGUCUGCUUAUUAUGCUACUGAAAAACAAAACACUACAAGGUAAAUUUACGAAGGUUAUCGAGUACGUCAUUCUCAUCUUGAAAUCUUAGAUUUGGGAUUCAUCCAUUUUGUUUCAAAGCAACGAGUCUAAAUGAGCUUUAAUUUAUUGUGCGUCAGAGAGGAAUUUGGUCAUAAUUAUGCCGUAAAAUAACCCCAUAUUCUAACACCAUUUAUUUACAAGUUAUACUUGCAAUCAGUGUCAUAAAAAAUUCAAAAAAGCUUUUUAGUAUGUCAAGGUUACAAUUUAUCAUUUCACUUUCAUUCACAAGUGUAGACCAGUUGCCUGUCUUGUAAAAAACACUCAUGAACUAAACUAAGUUUCGCAUUAUUACUCGUCAAAACUGGCAGGUUUUUUUACGACUUUUUUUUCAGUUGUAUUAGUGAACUCGGUGUAGGACAAUGGGGACGAGAUGGUUACAAUCUCCCUGAUGAGGUACCAACAUAAACAGUAGUUUUAUAACACAUGUAGGCUUUUUCACUUUGAUAAAUGAGAAUGUGAAACGAGAAAGUGUAGUCCUUGGAGAUGCAUAAGCACUAUGUGUACAUAUGGCACUAACUUGUGCCUUGCACUGAAAAACCUACAAUGUAAACAUAUUGUAUCAAAAUAAAAUUUUAACAUGUAAUCAAUCAAGUUAUGAGACUCUUUUUAUUUAUGAAGCAACUUCUUUAAAAAUGUGCUGAAGUCCUUUGGCAACAGACUUUCGUACUGUAUGAUGAAAGUGUACAGAUAUAAGUAUGUUUAACGUCUGAAGGUACACGUAGCAAUUAAAACUGGUAUCAAUGGUGUGCUGCAUAAUGGCGUCCUGUCUCCUUUUUUUCCUGCACCCUACACUAUCACCUGCAGACAAAUGACUUUGUACUGAUGCAUUGCUAUGACUGCUGUAUGCCAAGCUGCGUGACUAAACGUAUAUUCACUCAAUCAAAGGCCAGUGAGUCACAAGAUUAAUUUGGAGUCUGACAAAUAAUGUGACAAUUCUGAAUUUGAAACGUAGAUAUCAGUGUAAGACUUUGGGGGGUGGGUUGGAGAAUGAAUGACCUCAUAA
Acanthaster planci (crown-of-thorns starfish) is the source of this 4686-nucleotide messenger RNA. RefSeq names its product G protein-activated inward rectifier potassium channel 3 pseudogene. The record is from RefSeq and is a predicted model, not a curated record. Lineage: Eukaryota; Metazoa; Echinodermata; Asteroidea; Valvatida; Acanthasteridae.